Messenger RNA from Xiphophorus couchianus (Monterrey platyfish), 4426 nucleotides. Its product is annotated as embryonic polyadenylate-binding protein-like. The transcript is spliced from 17 exons. The record is from RefSeq and is a predicted model, not a curated record. The coding region runs from base 180 to 2147 and encodes 655 amino acids. NCBI's taxonomy places the organism in Eukaryota, Metazoa, Chordata, Actinopteri, Cyprinodontiformes, Poeciliidae. Gene Ontology annotation, molecular function: RNA binding.
GUGACGUACUUUUUGUCAGUGCCUUCUCACGUCUUAAUUGAAAUUGCACUGCGCGGAGCAAGCGUGCAGGUGUUCGGCGAUGCUAAUUAAAUCAAAACAAGCUGAGGUUCACGUGGAAAGUGUUCACAAACUGCUGCGCUGAAUAAAAAGACAUCCUCGCUUUAAAUCUGGUACGCAACAUGAACAGCAGUGGUCCAGCAUAUCCUCUAGCCUCUUUGUAUGUUGGGGACCUGCACCCUGAUGUUACAGAAGCCAUGCUAUAUCAGAAGUUUUCUCCUGCUGGACCCAUCAUGUCGAUCCGCGUGUGCCGGGACAUCAUCACCCGCAGAUCCCUAGGAUACGCCUACAUAAACUUCCAGCAGCCAGCUGACGCGGAGUGUGCCCUAGAUACGAUGAACUAUGACGUCAUUAAGGGUCGACCCAUUCGGAUAAUGUGGUCUCAGCGUGACCCAGGUCUCAGGAAGUCCGGUGUGGGAAACAUCUUUAUCAAGAACAUGGAUGAGUCCAUUGACAACAAGGCGCUGUAUGAUACCUUCUCUGCCUUUGGCAAUAUUUUAUCCUGCAAGGUUGUCUGUGAUGAGAAAGGAUCAAAAGGCUAUGGCUUUGUUCACUUUGAGACUCAGGAGGCUGCAAAUCGGGCCAUUGAAACAAUGAAUGGGAUGCUUCUGAAUGACAGGAAAGUUCAAAAGACAGGUAAAAAGGAAUCUGGCAUUGUCAACCCAAAGGACCGUUUCCUGUGGGAAAAAUGUCAGUUCUCCCAGCUUAGGUCAGCAAAUAGGUUUGUUGGCCACUUCAAGUCUCGCAAGGAAAGGGAAGUUGAGUUUGGCUCCAAAGCUAUGAAGUUUACCAAUGUCUACAUCAAGAACUUUGGAGACGACUUCACUGACGAGAACCUGAAGGAGGUUUUUUCUGCUUUUGGGAGGACUCUCAGUGUGCGGGUGAUGAAGGAUGAGAAAGGCCAAUCCCGAGGGUUUGGGUUUGUCAACUAUGCUCACCAUGAGGAUGCUCAGAAGGCUGUGGAUGAAAUGAAUGGAAAGGAGCUUAAUGGGAAGACCAUUUACGUAGGUCGCGCUCAGAAGCGUAUGGAGCGCCAGGGGGAGCUGAAGCGCAAGUUUGACCAGAUCAAACAGGAUCGCAUCCAACGCUAUCAGGGGGUGAAUCUGUAUGUGAAGAACUUGGAUGAUAGCAUAAAUGAUGAUAGACUCCGGAAGGAAUUUUCUCCUUAUGGUACAAUCACAAGUGCUAAGGUGAUGACUGAAGGUGGCCAAAGCAAGGGCUUCGGCUUCGUCUGCUUCUCGUCUCCAGAGGAAGCAACCAAAGCAGUGACUGAAAUGAACGGGAGAAUUGUUGCGACCAAGCCGCUGUAUGUUGCGCUGGCGCAAAGGAGGGAGGAGCGGAAAGCUAUUCUAACUAACAAGUACAUGCAGAGACUCGCUACCCUGAGGACCAUGAGCAACCCCAUCAUCGACUCGUACCCCCAGUCAGGAUACUACAUGACCGUACCACAGCCUCCCACUCGCUCUUUCUACAACCACAGUGCAGUCAGCAACCUGAGACCAGUCCCUCGUUGGAUGGGGCAGCCGCCCAGAGCCCAGGGACCUUACUCAGCCCAGUAUAUAGGGAGUCCUCUUCCUCGCCGCGGUUCACCAACCAUCACUACAGUCCGACAAGCUUCCACUCAGGCUCCACGCAUCAUAACCUCCUCACAAAAGACGACUCUUCCUUCAGAUAACAUAGGGACGCAGACUGGAGGAGUGCCCAGAGGAAAUCAGUACAAGUAUUCGUCUGGAGUGAGGAACCCUCUGCAUGUCGUUACAGUUCCUGCUCCCAUGACGAGACCACAGGUUGCUCCUGUGCCUGUGGCUGAACCAGCAGCUCACAUUCCAGGCCCGGAGUCUCUCACCGCUUCAAUGCUGGCUGCAGCUCCGCUCAUGGAUCAGAAACAACUUCUUGGGGAGCGACUGUAUCCACUGAUUCAUGCCCUUCACCCAAACCUGGCAGGAAAGAUCACAGGGAUGCUGCUAGAGAUCGACAAUUCAGAACUGCUGCUCAUGCUGGAAUCACCGGAGUCCCUGAACUCUAAGGUGGAAGAGGCAAUCGCUGUCUUGCAGGCUCACAAGGCAAAAGAGUGUUCUCCAAAAAAGUGAAACAAUUUAAGGUGUGAAGAUUAUUCUAGAGGAGAAAAAAGGUUCUAAGUAUCAGUUUUGGGAAAAAGAGAGCAAAGAAUAAAACUUGACAUGUUUAGAAUGAUAGUGAAAUGUUUCUGAAGUUCAAGCUAUUUUGUUGUUGCAGUGACUUUUGUUAGAAGAUAAAGUUUCCAGAAUAUGCAUUAAAUUUGUGUUGCGUCAUAUUUUUUUUAAUAUCAAAAGUGAAUACUUCUAUACCAUUUCAUCCCCUGGUUUGCAUUUAAUCAAUUUACAUAAAUGGACCAGAAUUCAGAGCUAGUCAAAGAUGUGAGAAUAUUGAGAUGUCUUUAUUGCUUCAUCUACAAGUGCAUCGCAGUAAACUGGAAAAUCACCAAAAGGUUGUUCAGUAAUUCAGUUCAAAUGGUCAAGCUCGUAUAGUUUUAUUAGACGUUGAUGUAUUAAGUGUUGUAAGAUAUCAGCUAAUGACCACAAAAAUCAGCUUCCUAGAAAAUUAAAAAACACUUUUUUUCCAAUUCAUUGUCAGCAUGUACUGUACAGUGUAUGUACUCAUUACUUGGUCAGGAUUUCCUUCGCUACAUCAGUGGAGACAAACUGCUUGUGGCUCGGAAAUGAAUAACAAAGACCAGGUGUCUUCAAUGCGGCCUUAAUCCGAUUACAUUUGGUCUGUUUUCUCAUCCUGUUGACAGACAUUUAUAGAUUGUCUUGGGGGUCUAGAUUUGGUAGUUUACAUCAAAUAAAGUGCCAUAGUUGUUAAAUUAGGUACUCUAGGCAGUACGGGCAGGUGCCAAGUCCAGCUGGAAAUUUAAAUCGGGAUCAUUUUAGGGUUUAUCACCAGAGGAAAGCAUGAAGUACUUUAAAAACAAACCUGGUGGACAGCUGUUUUCAUGUCGGACUGGACAAGACAGUGGACCAGCAGAUGGACUCCCUGAAUCAUCUCUGGCUGUAGAAAUUAAACACUUGACCUCAAGUAAUUUGGGGACUCUCCAGACUUUAAGGAUCUUGAUUUCCAUAUAAAAUCUGAAAAGAGGACUUUGAAUUAAGCACAACAAUUCAAACCCUCCAGCCCAGGCAAGAUUUGAGGCCGUCUCCAGUCUGGGAUAAAUCUAUGUGGCAACUCUCACAAAACCUGAAUGGACGUUGCUUUAAAAUCACAAAGGCGACGGUUCUUUUACAAACAGCCUUCCAUUUAUGGAGUCUGUUUCGUGAUCUGUUUAACUUCAGUGCAGACAGUUCAAAGAGGUGUACCGUUUCCCUUUACUGUAAUGACAGCGAGGAAGGAGACUCGGUUUAUUUUGAAUAUCUGUACUGGCUAGCCACAUGGAUGCAUGUGAUGGAGCAUUGUCCUGCAUAAAACAAAUCUUUUUGAAAGAUGACCCCUUCCUGUAGCACUGCUUUAAGGUAAAUAGUUAUGGAAUAUGACAACUGGAAGAUAAUGAUUCCUGGUAGCUUCAUGCUAGUUCAUAAUUAUUUGCAUCUUUCAAGUUUAUUAUGACCCUGCUCACAAAGUUGCAACAAUGUUAAGAAUUUAGAGUGCUAGGCAGUUUUCAGUGUUAACUGUUUUUGGCCAUGUUAAGUUGCCUAAUAAUUCUGCACAGCUUGUUACAGUGUUGAUGUUGUUAGGCCACAUCCUCCCUCUUAGCACAUCACCUGUUAUGUUUAAAUCCAUUAAGUAUGCAAAGUUUAUCCAGCUUGGAUUUAGAAACUGCCUAAAAAUAUGGUCAAAAAACUUGAUAAUUAUGUGCUGUGAUUUACAAUAUUGGUGUACUUUGAAGUCUAUUUUACACCCACAUACAAUUAGUAUAUCAGCAAUACAUUUGUGAACAUUUUAUCUACAGGUAAAGUUAAAAUUUUUGCUAAUUCACUUAUCACCAUGCAUACAAUAGAGUUCCUGGUGUCCUCAGUAAAAUGAAAACCACAGGCUCCAAUGCUGCUAUUAAGACUUUAAUCACAAAUUGAACCUGGCCUGACAAACUCAAAUGGGAACAAAAGAAUGAACUGAGGUUUGCCAGAUUUAUUGGAAGCCUUCAUACAAAAGAAAUUAUGGCUGUAUAAAGUUACAAAGGAUUACCAUUGACAUCAAUAUACUUUCAGCAUUUUAGGUCAAUUAACCCAACAGUAUUCUGUAAUUUCAAGGUAAUGAAUUUAAAACGGCUGAGUUUAACGAGCAGAUAAGACGAUAUUUAAAAAUGUACAGACCAAUAGAUAUCUGCAGAUUACUUUUCAGUGGUAGUAUACAACACAGACCACAAAUCUGAAAAGCAACUUCAAAAAAAGAAAAA